AGUCGGUGGUGCAAGUUGGAAAAAGGAUGGCCCGAUUUAAAUUUUUGCUUUGCCUCGGCGCAUUUUUUCAAACGACCACAGCCACAGACCCUGCGCAAAUCGACCUUUCAACCAGGGUGAAUGAAGUGGAACAACUGCAGGGACUUGUCGUGCAGUUUAGCGAUCUGAUAGCGGCGGGCAAGAAGAUGGAGGCGGACUUUUCGACCAAGGUGUCGUCCAUGUUCAACUUGGUCAACGUCGUGUGGGAACGGCAGGACAAGUUGGACGACCGAAUGCAAGCGCACGUCGAGUGCUCGACGGGAGAAGGUGGCUCAAGCGAGUUCAAGUUGCUUCAAGAGCAAGUUUCCACUUUGACGAGAGCUUUCGUCAAACGGGCCGACGCGUUCGACACGUGUUGUUUGGACCAGAUUUCACUGAAAGAGGAAAAUUCCAAGCUGCAGCAGCAGAUUUUGAAAUUGACAGGCGAGAAAUCAGGGUUGCAAAAGAAAGCUGAAAAUGCUCAUGAAGGUUUUCAAAAGGCACAGGCAGAUAUCGAGUUGCUGAAGAAAAAGUUGUACGAUUUGAUGAAACUGGCAGACGUAAAAAGGCAAAAGGAGGCAGUGGAAAAAAUCCUCAAGAACUGCCCCUUGAGCCGCUCGGCCAACCUGACUUUGCUGUCCAACGGGAAAAUGUACUUCUUGUCUCACCCGAUCACGGCCAACUGGAGCGUGGCGAACGAGACUUGCGCCAAGAUGGGCCUCCACCUCGCCACCCUCACGGACCACGCGGACUUUGAAAUUGUGUGGAAACACGCCAACACCACUGGACACGACUGCCUAUGGUGGUUGUCGGCGCGAAACUUGGGGGUUGGAGGCGAGUACAACUUUCGGUGGCACGACGGGACCAAGUUGGAGGAAACGAGCAGCCUGUGGAGGGAACACGCGAGCAAGGCGGGUUGCGUCUACUUCUUGAGCAGGCCCUACAAAAAACUCAACGGCCUCUCCUGCACCAACGACGCUCACUUCAUUUGCCAACUGCCGCCGAGUGCUUAAAGUUAGCGAUAAAUUAGUUUUAUAUAAAAUUAAUCAAAUUAAACGCAAAAUCAGUUGAAAACUUUUAGAAAAUUCUAGUAAAUUUUGACAGGAUAACGGAAAAAUGCGAAAUUAUUAAAAUUCACGUAUGGCUCAACA
Neocloeon triangulifer is the source of this 1169-nucleotide messenger RNA. RefSeq lists its product as uncharacterized. The transcript has 10 exons. The coding region runs from base 27 to 1031 and encodes 334 amino acids. Gene Ontology annotation, biological process: biological process involved in interspecies interaction between organisms. The record is from RefSeq and is a predicted model, not a curated record. Gene Ontology annotation, cellular component: external side of plasma membrane. Gene Ontology annotation, molecular function: carbohydrate binding. Lineage: Eukaryota; Metazoa; Arthropoda; Insecta; Ephemeroptera; Baetidae.